Anopheles aquasalis is the source of this 1490-nucleotide messenger RNA. RefSeq lists its product as uncharacterized. The record is from RefSeq and is a predicted model, not a curated record. Lineage: Eukaryota; Metazoa; Arthropoda; Insecta; Diptera; Culicidae.
UAUUGGGCACACACAACAGGGCCAAGGAGGUUUUUUCGGUAACUUUAUUUCAAUACUUUACUACACCGCGCGGUUCCAGAAAUUGUCCGGUUUUCCGAUCGUCCCAGAAUGGGCCCUCUGCAGUAGUCCUUUUCGGUGGUCGCAGCUCCCUUCGGGUCCCCUAGGUUGUGGGGUACACCUUUCUGCGGAAUCGCCGCCGCGACAGAAGAAGUGCGUACGAUUCGCUCGGCGAAACGCGGUUCUGCGUGUGUUUUCUAGCUUUUGGUGAACUGGUUGGCGGAUGCUUCUUCCGAUAGACUACUUCGUCGACGGCAAAACUUUUAUGAAUUUCCUGGUGUCGCGUGCUGCGAGAUCGGGUUGUGCUGUGUGUGCGGGUGCCAUUCGGGGUGCGCGUUAAGUAUCGAAACAUAAACAAGUGCCGAGUGGCGCGUGUUGGGAGAACCGAAAAGAGCUGCAACGCAGACGCAAAACCUCGUGAAAAUGUCCAUCCUAGUGCAAGAGAACGGCGGUGGAGGUGGUGGCGCCAAUCCGGGAACCAACGGGGCUUCCGUGGCGUUGUCUACCAGUGAUCUGACGCCGGCCGUGGAUGCCGAAGAAGAACGAUACGAUAGCCGCUGGAGACAAUGUUUGGAGCAGCUCUCGCAGAAAACGGUGGUGUACAGCUGCAAGUGCAGCUCUGCUCAAAAUGAGCCGGCAACGCAGGAUUCCAGCGAACCAGGGCUUCUCAGUGUUGCUGAAGCGCACGGAGAACACAUAUUUCCGGUCAGGUGCGGCUGCCAAAGUUGCCUGGAUUUGCGCGAGAUGGUCAUUCACCUGUACAACGAGGACUGCCACUACAACUCGCUCUGGGAACGGCUGCAGCUCCUGAUGAAGCGAUACUAUGAUCUUAUACCCGAGUCCUCCGGUAACACGCUGUACAGCUGAUGACCAAGUCGUCACUAAAGUGGCUAACCGGCUUAUCUAAAGGGCACAAGUUAGGGUGCAUAAGAAUGGCUAAAAUGGGAAUACAUGGUACAUUGCCCCAAAAACUUGCUGGGUGCGGAAUCUAAGCUCACGGUUGAAGCAUAAAAUAUCGCACAUGUUAUCACAUGCUAGGGUACACUUGAUCGAGUGGCAAUGUCAUGUCGGUGCACUUGAAUUGAACCGUCCCAAUCUAAUUGGAAUGCAGCAUCCUCUCAAUUUGUCUACCUAUUGGUGGAAACCUAUUGGUAAUCUGGUGGAACUUGCAGUUCACCAUAGCAAUGCGCUAAUGUCUAGACGAUGUCGUUGAACCAAAGCCGUAUCAGAAUGGAGGGAAAAAUUGCAUUCAUGGGCGUAUCAGAAGGAGAGCCUUGGUCUACCGAGUGGUACACCAGAGGUAGUUAAAGCUCUCCAAAACGAUGCCAAGGCCGAGGAGCUAUUUAAAAAAAAUCUAAUCAGCUAAAUGUGAUGGUGAAGGCGAUUCGGCUGCUCGCCAAAUUGCCGAAAACGGUAUACGACAAGACAAGACC